Acanthoscelides obtectus is the source of this 1884-nucleotide messenger RNA. Lineage: Eukaryota; Metazoa; Arthropoda; Insecta; Coleoptera; Chrysomelidae. The record is from the annotation of a GenBank genome assembly.
AUGAUAGGGUUUGUCGUGUUGGGUGCACUUUUGUUCUUUACCAGCAACGUUAACGCUGCAGCUAGAGGAACAGAUGAUGUCGGUGCAGAAGAACUUAUAACAGUUGUAACGUUGUUUAGGCACGGAGACAGAGCUCCUAAGCUAUCAAUCUCAAAGAUAAAGUACAGUCAUGCUUCUUAUUGGCCGAUGGGACUGGGAGAACUAACGCAGUUUGGUAUACAAAGGUUAUACAGCCUAGGUCAGUGGUUGCGAAAGCGGUAUGACGCACUACUAUCUCCGAUUUAUCACGCAAGGGAAAUAUAUGUUAGAUCUACAGAUAGAGACAGAGCUCUGAUGUCAGCUUACGCGAAUUUGGCGGGACUAUAUCCCCCUAAGGGCUUCCAAUUUUGGGACAGUGACGUUGCCUGGCAGCCUAUUCCGGUGCAUACGGUUCCAAGGGACAUAGAUGACGUUAUCGUGGAGAAAAGAACCUGUCCAAAGUACGAUGCCCUCUUGAAAGAUACCAUCAAUUCAGACUAUUACAUCGAAAUCAACGAAAAAAAUGCGGAUUUAUACAAAAAUAUGUCCGAGUGGACUGGGUUCGAGGUGAAAGAUGUUACUGAUAUCAAUUUGAUCCAUUCUACAUUAACGUCUAUGAAACAUUACAACCUCUCCUACCUACCGGAGUGGGAAAAAUACGUCGACUGGGAUUUGCUGGAGUUCCUCAACGGAUUAAAAUACAAAAGGUAUACUACCACCUUAUCGAUGAAACGUCUGAGGUCGGGGCCUUUCUUUGACUACAUUUUCAAGCACAUGGAUAAAGCAAUAUCACCCGAUCAAUCUUCGUCUGUUCCUAAGAUGUUGAUGAUCUCAGCUCAUGGAACAACCUUAUCUAUUAUUCUAAACUCUAUGGGAGUUUUCGACGGUCACUUACCAGGAUCAGCUUUCACUGUCUUGUGGGAGUUAAAAAGAACACAGUGCGGUCGAUACUUCGUCAAUGUUUAUUUAAAAUCUGACAGUGAUUUGAAAAAACUUGCCGUUCGAGGAUGUGAAUUUGAAUGUAGCUAUGAAAACUUCAAGAGUGCUUUGAGCAACAUCACACUAGAUAUAGACAGUUGGAUCAAAGAGUAUACUACCACCUUAUCGAUGAAACGUCUGAGGUCGGGGCCUUUCUUUGACUACAUUUUCAAGCACAUGGAUAAAGCAAUAUCACCCGAUCAAUCUUCGUCUGUUCCUAAGAUGUUGAUGAUCUCAGCUCAUGGAACAACCUUAUCUAUUAUUCUAAACUCUAUGGGAGUUUUCGACGGUCACUUACCAGGAUCAGCUUUCACUGUCUUGUGGGAGUUAAAAAGAACACAGUGCGGUCGAUACUUCGUCAAUGUUUAUUUAAAAUCUGACAGUGAUUUGAAAAAACUUGCCGUUCGAGGAUGUGAAUUUGAAUGUAGCUAUGAAAACUUCAAGAGUGCUUUGAGCAACAUCACACUAGAUAUAGACAGUUGGAUCAAAGAGUAUACUACCACCUUAUCGAUGAAACGUCUGAGGUCGGGGCCUUUCUUUGACUACAUUUUCAAGCACAUGGAUAAAGCAAUAUCACCCGAUCAAUCUUCGUCUGUUCCUAAGAUGUUGAUGAUCUCAGCUCAUGGAACAACCUUAUCUAUUAUUCUAAACUCUAUGGGAGUUUUCGACGGUCACUUACCAGGAUCAGCUUUCACUGUCUUGUGGGAGUUAAAAAGAACACAGUGCGGUCGAUACUUCGUCAAUGUUUAUUUAAAAUCUGACAGUGAUUUGAAAAAACUUGCCGUUCGAGGAUGUGAAUUUGAAUGUAGCUAUGAAAACUUCAAGAGUGCUUUGAGCAACAUCACACUAGAUAUAGACAGUUGGAUCAAAGAGUGCUAUGAAUGCUGA